CAGUCUGUGCCGUGAGGACAGAGAUCGGAAGAAGGAAAACAGGGACAAGAAAACAAGCGAGACCGAAGAGGACAUCUGGAGAAAGCGGAAGGCAGGAGACGGGGAGGGGAAAGCAACCCACGCCAGGUGGAAACAGGACCUAGAGCAAACCGGUCGGGUCCACAGUUGUUGUUUCUGGGAAGGAAGAGAGUACCAGAGGAUUGCCUUUUUUCCUGUCAAUUAAUGAAAACUACUUUUAUCCUCAUCAUAAAAGAACAGGGUAAGGGGAGGUAAAGACAAUCUGUUUUCUUAGGGGAAGAGGUGAGGGAAAUCCGGACUACCUCUUUGAAGCAUCUGAAAUAAGCCAUUGCCUGGUACACAUUGCAGAAAGGUCCUGGUUUCUGAAGAGCUACAUCCGUUUUCAGGAGAAUUCCAGCCGGAGUAGCUGAAAGAGAGAUACCUUUCGGAGGUUGAAAUCCUACUGAGAAACAUGGAAAAAGGAGCCAGGCACCGAAACAACACUGAAAAGAACCACCCAGGUGGGAGCGAGUCGGAGACCAGCCCCGAGACUGGUUCUGGAGGGGGCGGAGUGGCCCUGAAGAAAGAGAUUGGAUUGGUCAGUGCUUGUGGUAUCAUUGUAGGGAACAUCAUUGGCUCCGGAAUCUUCGUCUCACCCAAAGGUGUGCUGGAGAAUGCCAGCUCUGUGGGCCUCGCUCUCAUCGUGUGGAUCAUGACAGGCCUCAUCACAGCUGUGGGAGCCCUGUGCUAUGCUGAGCUUGGGGUCACCAUCCCCAAAUCUGGAGGUGACUACUCCUAUGUCAAGGACAUCUUCGGAGGACUGGCUGGGUUCCUGAGGCUAUGGAUUGCUGUGCUGGUGAUCUACCCCACCAACCAGGCUGUCAUCGCCCUCACCUUCUCCAACUAUGUGCUGCAGCCGCUCUUCCCCACCUGCUUCCCUCCAGAGUCUGGCCUUCGCCUCCUGGCUGCCAUCUGCUUAUUGCUCCUCACAUGGGUCAACUGUUCCAGUGUGCGGUGGGCCACCCGGGUUCAAGACGUUUUCACAGCUGGGAAGCUCCUGGCCCUGGGCCUGAUCAUCGUCAUGGGAGUUGUACAGAUCUGCAAAGGACAGUACUUCUGGCUGGAGCCAAAGAACGCAUUUGAGAAUUUCCAAGAACCUGACAUCGGCCUCAUCGCGUUGGCUUUCCUUCAGGGCUCCUUUGCCUAUGGAGGCUGGAACUUUCUAAAUUACGUGACGGAGGAGCUUGUCGAUCCCUACAAGAACCUUCCCAGAGCCAUCUUCAUCUCCAUCCCACUGGUCACAUUUGUGUAUGUCUUUGCCAAUGUCGCUUAUGUCACUGCAAUGUCCCCCCAGGAGCUGCUGGCAUCAAACGCAGUCGCUGUGACUUUUGGAGAGAAGCUCCUAGGGGUCAUGGCCUGGAUCAUGCCCAUUUCCGUCGCCCUGUCCACAUUUGGAGGAGUCAAUGGGUCCCUCUUCACCUCCUCCCGGCUGUUCUUUGCUGGAGCCAGGGAGGGCCACCUUCCCAGUGUGUUGGCCAUGAUCCACGUGAAGCGCUGCACCCCAAUCCCAGCCUUGCUUUUCACAUGCAUCUCCACCCUGCUGAUGCUUGUCACCAGCGACAUGUACACACUCAUCAACUAUGUGGGCUUCAUCAACUACUUCUUCUACGGCGUCACAAUUGCUGGACAGAUAGUUCUUCGGUGGAAGAAGCCAGACAUCCCCCGCCCCAUCAAGGUCAACCUGCUGUUCCCCAUCAUCUACCUGCUGUUCUGGGCCUUCCUGCUGGUCUUCAGCCUGUGGUCGGAGCCUGUGGUGUGUGGCACCGGCCUGGCCAUCAUGCUGACAGGGGUGCCUGUCUAUUUCCUGGGUGUUUACUGGCAACACAAGCCCAGGUGUUUCAAUAAGUUCAUUGAGUUGCUGACCCUGGUGAGCCAGAAGAUGUGUAUGGUUGUGUACCCCAAGGUGGAGGAGGACUCAGGGACAGAGGAGCUAAGCGAGGACAUGCAGCAGCAGUGGCAGCCCACUGCCCCCAAGGACAAGGAUGCAGAGGAGCCCUGAGGACCACCCUCCCCUCUCAGCUGCUUCCCCCCUCCUUCAUCCCCUCUCUGCCCUCCUGCCCUGCCUGGGUCCCCCAAACACACAGACACCCCUCUGCCUCUUGUCAAGCAGGGGCAGGACCUGGGUGUGGGUGGUGAGAAACUAUAAACAGAGAUUCUGACAUUUGUACCCAAAGAUCCAGCCUCCUCUCACCCCCAAGGCCUGUGUCUAAAGCCGUGGAGCUUCCAGGGGUGCCCUACACGGCCCUCCCUCCUGGGCCCACACCCUUAGUCGCUUCCUCAGGAACCUGAGUUCAGGGCUGCCUUCCCUCCCCAUUCCUGAGCCCAAGGGAAGCCUCAGCUCCAAGAGAAGUGGCAGCAACAGUGAGUCACUUGGGGACAGACUCGAGCAAAUCUGUUACCAUUAAAGGUCAGCUGAAGAGACCCAAAUCCCCCUCCCUUCACCAGUGACCGAAGACAUCAGAGGUGAUGCUUCCCUCCUCUGGCCCACCCCUCCCCCUCCUCCCUCCUCCCCCCUCCAACCCCCAGCCUGGGCCUUCUGUGCAGAGUGAGGUUCCUGUCAGGACAGCAUCUCCCCACUGACCUAAGGACCAAUGGGCAGGAGGACUUCCCCCUCCCCUAACCCCGGCCGGGCCUAUGGAACAGACUGGGAAAGGCUCAGAUUGUAGAAACCCAGCCUUGCCCCUGCCUCCUCCCCCCAACUCAGUGCCAAAGCUUCCUGAAGCCAGAAAGCUGCUUAUUUCCAAUGUAGUGGACAUUUCUCUCCUAAUGACAAAGGAGCUCCUCUCUUCCUCCCUCCCACCCCCAUGGGAAGGAGCCCGCCACCCUGUUACCCCCGCAGUGAUGCUCCAGCACAGCCCCAGGCAGCCAGCACUGCCAGCACCCCCAUCUUGCCCUUUUCCUCUUCUCUGGACUUUGGCUCCUGGGGUGUGAAGGCUCCCCAAGCCCUUCAUGCCUGAAAGUCGAGCCAAAUCAGCCUUAAGUCACCUCCCAUCCAAGAACUGGACCUAAAAAUACCCCCUUAUUUCCAGCCCUCCGGUCAGACCUGGCAUGAAAAGCCUUCCAGGGAGGGAGGGCUAUUUCCCAUCUCCCCAGAGGUACCCCUCCCAUCGCCUCGGAGACUGUUUGGGGAGAAAGUGUAUUCUGAAGGCCAGUUCCUCCCCCAACUCAGAUAACCCCUCCCUCCUUUCUGCUCACACCACUGUCCUGUCUGGACAGCCUCCAGGACAGGAUGAGAGGACAGUGGCAGAAGGUACCCACUUUGGAGGCUCUCGGAAAAGCCCGUUCUCUAUGGUUUGCAGACUUGUGGCCAUCCUGUCCUGCAGGCAGAAGCUGCCAUUCCCUGUGCUCCAAAGAAGGUGCUGGUGUUUGCCCUGGGCCCUUACAGCCUCCUAGCCACACCUGUUGUGCUAAGGACUGGGAUCCUUUUAUCCCAAGCAGGAGUCCCCCGCUUCCCCCAACUCCCCAUCCUGUCUGCUGAAACUGGAAAA
Kogia breviceps (pygmy sperm whale) is the source of this 3545-nucleotide messenger RNA. The record is from RefSeq and is a predicted model, not a curated record. Lineage: Eukaryota; Metazoa; Chordata; Mammalia; Artiodactyla; Physeteridae.